This is a messenger RNA of Physcomitrium patens, 3081 nucleotides long. RefSeq lists its product as uncharacterized. NCBI's taxonomy places the organism in Eukaryota, Viridiplantae, Streptophyta, Bryopsida, Funariales, Funariaceae. The record is from RefSeq and is a predicted model, not a curated record.
CCUGCGCCGGGUGGCUAGCUAAUUUCGAGGCGAUUUUGCCGCUCUAGAUGCGUCCAAAAUUCUCUCGUGCAGCUGGCGUUCCAUCACCAGGUGUCUAUUCCUCACGGUAUUUCCUCUCGAUUUAGCGCUGCCCGCGAGAUGAUUGGGACUUCGCAACUGAGAGAGUUGGUGUCGAUGUUCGGUGUUGCUGCAAGUGCAUGGAAGUGGGUCCCAUGGAGAAAUUUGUCUUUGGCUCGAGGUUUGGUACAAGUGGGUUGGUCAAAGGAUAUGUCGGAUCAUUUUGCGGUGACGCUGUGGUUUCUACUCUUAGGUUAGCUCUGUUUGGGGGGGGGGGGGUCUCGAAGUCGGUUUCCAGAUUGGUUACUGUUUGGGAUUGAGGAUUGUAUGGUGGUGUGCGUCAGCGCAUGAUGAGCUGGUGAUGAGUGGGGGAUGAGUGGUGACUCACAUAAGGUGGCGAUUCAAUUGCUUUGGGAUCUGGACCGGAUGCUGCUUGCUAGAGUGGGAGAGCUGAGGUGAAGCGGUUGUUUUUUUGGGUGAGUUCUGUGCGCAUUUUUUGAGUCGAAGCUGGUCGUGGGAGUUUCAUUAAUGUUCUUAGGUUAGUUAGAUUCUAUUGAAUAGACAUUUUGCAGCUCGAAUCCUUGGCUCAAAGCACGAGUAUUUGGAGCAGAGGCUUGGUUUGUGUGAUUCUUACCAUUGGGGAUUUCGGCGUCAGACUGUGAGGAUAGACUGAAGUGCGGUGGAGUUUAGAAACGGCCACAGGUAGAAGUCUCCAGCGCUGCGUUGAGAUACUGAGCGUUCCUUAGUAUUGCCGGCAUUCAUUCAGUCGGUGUUCAAUCUCGAACUAGUCGUUACAAGCACGUGUGUAGCAUACCGGGGCAUCAAUCUUCAUUGGUAAAGCUCGUUGCAGAGUAUACGUACACCCAGGGUAGAAUAGAUCAUUUCGGAGAAUUAAGACUCCCUUUACAGAUGUCCAUACGUUCAAGGGCAACACAAUAUUUGGGGAAGCAACUCCAGGAUAAGCCCCACAGUUGUCCCCCCAAACCCACAAGCCAAUGGCCGGGUCACCAUGGCUGGUGGCAUGAAGAACAACAAUCCAGCAAAUUGCCACAGACGAGUAGUGGCGCAGUUGCGUCUGUUACAUCGGAGCGCAUGUUUCGUUCGCGGGAAACCGUCGAGGCGUGGCUAGAGAAGACGAGUCCUACCUCCGUGCUGGACACACUUGAUGAUGAGAACCCUUCCUCCUCUGAUUUCCUCAACUCUUCACCCAGCGGAUGGGACCAUUCCAGCUGCGCUACUUGGUUCCAAACCUUAGAUUCCAAGACUAGCAAAGCUGCUCAUAGCAGGUCAAGGACCAUUUCUCCUCCUUCUAAAAGUGCAGCUAAUAGAAACUCGGAAGACGUCUCAAGGAUUGAUGCCGAACACUACAGCACUGGAGGCAGCUUUCUUUCGACCGCUUUGAAGAAUGCGCGAUAUAGCGACUUUCCGUCUCCGCCUGCAUUUAAACAAACGAACGAUCACCAUGAGAAUUUCAAUUCAGAGGAAUGUGGCUCACCCCGUAGCGAGUUUAGUUUAACCUUUGAGUGGAAGCAUAUAUUAGCCGCCGGAAAUGCGGCCGGAAUGAGUACACGCGAUCCGUCUGCGAGUAACUUUGAUUACAAGGCCCGCAAUGGAGCUUCGAAUGUCUCCGAUGCUGACUCCGACAUCUCUAAUCUUGGCGUACUUCCGCAAGUUGUGAGGAGGAAACCACGCCGGAACUGGUCCAUGGAACUUCCACGCGUAGCUCGCAUUCUCAAUCGUUCUGGAAGUGGCGAUUUGAAGGAUAUGUGGGUGGAUGACAAAAAAACUCGCACGGGCGCGAUUUAUGGGCCAACUCCUCUUCAGAGAUUAUACAGAAGGACCUCGGAGCAAGAAGCAUUUGAGCAAGUUCGGUCACCACAGCCGUACAUCGCUCCUCAAAACCACAUGAAACACAAAAGGAAGGAGAAAGAAAUCAAGUCCUUGGAAGAUCACCAACGAGCCAAAGCCGCUACAGCAGUGAAGCAACCCGAGUCCCCAGGUUUGAAGGAGAAGUUUUACAACAGCAUGUCAAUGGCAGGCCGGAAAUCAGAGGACAGGAUCACAGCAGAAGCUAAGGUCCUCGAAAGAGCAGUGAGAGGAGGAGCUAUGGACUCCAAAAGUCUCAGACGCACCAGCAAAGUGCCUCGUACCUGCCUUCCCUUAUACUAAUCCUCUUCAUCACCACAAUCUUACAUGAAGAUCACAUUCAGAAAGGAUCCUACUCCUCCGCUACCAGCUGUCGCGUACCAUGUCAUGUGGUCACCUGCAAUUUUGUCCUUCAUAUCAGCGAUAGAGCGACGCACCCGAAGAUCCUUGCGUUUGUCUUCAGAGGUGGUGAAAGUUCUUCCAACAAUUUCCCAUGGUUCACACCAGGCUGACACACAACCAUUUGUACAGUAAAUGAAUCCAUCUCGAGAGAGAGAGAGAGACACAUAUCGACGAGUUAGGGCAGACAGGUUAGUUAGAUCAUUCCUUUUUCGGGACACCAUCGCCAUCGUGCUUCACGAUCGAUGGGCCCAUCCAUGUACACACACUACACAGAGAGAGACAUACGAGAGAGUUUCGACUGGUGUGUUUGAACCCUAAUUCUGGUUGGCGUUUGAUCUCAAAGCGAUUUUUUUAGUCGCCUUAACUUCCCCAAAAAAUCUUCUCCGCUUCGCCUCCCCGCAUUUGGGUACUGGCUCUGGAAGUUCUAACGCCCUAUGCAACACUUGGGGGUCGAGUACCCGAGGCGAAGUCCUGCGUUUUUUCAAAAAAUUGAAUACCCGCGGGCGGAGGAUCCGAGGCCACUCAUGCAAGAGAAGGGAGUGUGUGUGUGUGGGUGUGUGACGGAGAAUACGAGGUGAGACUUGAAUGCCAGCCGACCUUCGGCGUGGUAGGGAAGAGAGCUUAUUUCUCGUUGAAAAUUUGAAGAUGACAGUUCCUUCUUUUUCUCUCUUCUAUUUUUUUUUUAUAAAAAAAACACUACGAAUAUGAAAAUGAUUUUUUGAAAUCUAUUUAACAUUUGAUCAUUUUACUUUUUAA